UGGCAUGCCAUCAUCAUUGAAAUACAAUUUACGAAACAGAUCAUUUAAACAAAUAUAUGCUCGGUAAGAAAACGUCUAUUCGGAUCUUAAGCCUAAUAAUAGGAGAGCCGUUAUCAGCAUUCGCCCUAGACUGGGCAAACAACUGGAAUCGGUUAAUUGAAAACGUGCCAGGAGUCCGGAUCAUUUUUUGGCAUCCACUCGAGUUUGAACCCACAUGAAUAAGGUUGUGGACUUUGGUUAAAUCGGGCCAGAAGCUGCGCGGAAAUAGAGAAAAUAGACGACAGCUCAGAGUAGGCCUACUCAAUUUGCUGUGGAAGCCGUAGCGUUCAACUGGUGACAGCGUUAUAACCGUGUCGGUCGCACAUUACCAUUGUGUUGCAAGGUAACCAACGUUACCACGGAGCUUACUCGUCUCAUCCCCACACAGACAAGGGAAACACUGAACCGAUGCGGAUACCAGACUGACAACUCGCAUCGUGACCGGCACUAAGACACGAUAAACACUCAGCUAACAGCUCAUUGAUGUAAGACGUGCUACGCCUACCCUUGUGAUUUAGUACGCUGCGGAUUUAUUCCCCCAAAGUGACUGGUUUUCGGCUCAUUGUGAUGCUGCGUUAUACGUAAUUAAACCGAAGUACAAUCAUCAGGAUCUGGAUUCUAUAUUCUCUAUGGAUUCCCCACAUAGCUCACCUGCGUCCAUUGGGCGGCAUAGCAGUAGCCUGAGUUCCAGCCGCAGGCGGAAGCAAAUGAGACAGUCGGACGCCUCGUCGUAUCGCAUGCCGAUCAGCUGUGUAGAUUCCUCCGUGCAGGCGAGGGUCGUCAUGGAGCAGAUUAGCAGAGAGAGAAGCCAAAAAUACAAGGAUUCGGUCGUGCAAACGGUUCUGGGACAGCACGACGGACACAGAAAGCCAUCGGACGCCAAACCCAAAGUGAAAUUCCCAAACAUUGACGAGAGGAAUCCCGCCACAGAGAAGAAUCCCGCCACAAGUAGACAGAUCAACAACUCCACCAGCUGUGAACGCGAGGAAACGUUUACAAAGAUGGAGACGUUUCCUUGCCACGCCAGCGGGCCUUCGGUGACCUCUCAUUUUGAACCAUUAAGCACAGACAGAAGACCUGGAAGUAGUAACAGGAUUUCAUAUAACUCUGCGCUGUACAGUACUUCAGCCAGCUCUUCUGCUGUGGGAAGGAUGCCAGUUGGCAAGCACCAUCCCAUGCAGCGUCGACCCAGAGCGGCUGUCCACAAAAAUGGCGCUGUUUUGCGGGCACAGCCCAUACCCGAUCGCAGCCAUAGCGAGGGUUUAUCCAGAAUGGAGAGCUGUAACGACAACCCAAGGCGUCGUGAAAUACGACGAAGGUAUACACCUGAUACCACUCUCCCUAGACGCGCCCGGUCUCAAUCGAGCGGUCGUAGCAUAACUGAUCCCCCCUUGCCUCAAACAAGGAAACGACGCGGUUCGAACCUCGACGCCGGCCGAAGUCAGUCCGACCAGGAUAUAUCUGGCAUCGAGGCUCAACUAAAGACUAAGCCACGCCAGCGCCAAAAAACGAGGCACAUGUGGCAGUCACAUGAUGGUAUACCUCAGGCGGCUGACAGCCAAGACCCCAUGAGUCCUUCACUAUCUAACUUAGGGCCCAGCGACUGGCAACUCGCUCGUGAAAAGUCAUUCGAAAUUACAUUCCCUGGGUACGAUACCAGGUUUGUGGACCUCCCAGACCGAAACGCAUUAUAUCAGGAAAGUGAUAUGAGUGAUAUCGACCGCCAAAUUGAAUCUCAAAUUCAUGCCUCAUCUAUUGAAAAGUGUCGUCGAUGGUUGAAUAAAUGGGUCCUUACAACGUAACUUGAUGAUGACAUAUGAAGAUCAUAAAAAUGUCUUAUGCUUUUUUUCACCAAUAGGAUGAAUUAAACACUUGCCUUAAAUGAGUGACGAACGGAUAUGAAAUUUGUACCUAAAUGUCCAUGCAACAAUUUUGGUAAAUAUGCAAAAAGUACUGUGCAAUUUCAAUAACACUAAGUCUCUUGAAUGUGCAAUCCAAAACAGUCGUUAGUUUAAUUUGUAGAUUUACUUAAAUGUAUGAAGACAAAUAAAUACGGUUUUGUGGAAUUUUCAGAUAGGAGCGAUUAUUUUGGAUUUCCCUCAAAAUGCAGAACGUUUUAAUGAGAUUGAAAACACGUUAUAACAAUGUACGUGGGCCCGUGACACAGGACUUGCAAGUGUUUACUCUUACGACGGAAGGAUUCUGCCAUAUUGGAAAGAGAGGAAAUCCCAUUUUUUUGAACAACUGACAACUGUUUUAUGUUUUUAUUUCGUUUGAAUUUUAUUCAUACAUUUAUGGAAGUAAUCCGUGUUAUGUUUGCAGAGAUUGGUCGUUUAGGGAUUUGUCGAUGUUCACUCUAAGAAUAACUUGCAAGUAAGUGGUUGUUAUUUAUAAAGGGCCUUCGAUUAAACAAGCCGAAGGUAAAAAAAAAUUUCCGAGUUAUUUUUUUCUCUCAGAAGUUUUACCAUGCACAAUUGUAAAGGUAUACAUUUAAAUAUUAGACGAAUAAGAAAUUAUGUCUGAUAUUGCCUUUCACUAAGGCAAGUAAGUGUUGCCGAGUGUAGAUUGCUAGGAAUGGAUUUUCAAAUACGCAAGCGCAAUAAUCUGUUUCAUCUAUUUUUGGUGAGGACGGAGAAGAAUCCUACUUUGAACGCAUCAAAGUUGUUAUAUUUUUUUUUUUAAAUUAAGUGGGCCCAUAAAUAUUGUCAAAAAACAACA
Molecule: messenger RNA, 2757 nt
Organism: Acanthaster planci (crown-of-thorns starfish)
Lineage: Eukaryota; Metazoa; Echinodermata; Asteroidea; Valvatida; Acanthasteridae
Source: RefSeq, a predicted model, not a curated record